This is a messenger RNA of Diachasmimorpha longicaudata, 1546 nucleotides long. RefSeq lists its product as uncharacterized. The transcript is spliced from 3 exons. Bases 253 to 1404 code for a protein of 383 amino acids. Lineage: Eukaryota; Metazoa; Arthropoda; Insecta; Hymenoptera; Braconidae. The record is from RefSeq and is a predicted model, not a curated record.
ACGGUCAAGUUCUAGCCAAUGUCCUAGCUGAUGGUGGGUUUAAAGUAUUGCUUUUACCUCAAGUUCAUGUAGGAAGGGGCCAAUGGGGAUAUAAAACCGUAACGGGAACACAACAACGUUCAGUUACAGUGGGAAUCCCCAUGAAACCGGGAGCCCAUUCAAAUAAUACGCGUUUAAAAAAUAUAAAUUGAUUUUCGUUUCUCAUCGUUAUUGUUAUCUUCGCUCAACUGUGAUCAGUAAAAUCGACGAAAAAUGUUGUCAUCAGCUAUAACAACCGGAUUCGUUCUACUGGCAAUUGCCGCUACAUUUGUCACCAGUUACACAAUCGGUAAUGCUCAGGACUACUCUUCACCGAGCUACAACCCCAGUAGCUUCAUAAGCCUGAAGGAACCCCAGAGCGUAGUCUCCACGAAUUAUGCAACAUCAAUAUCUCCACGUUACUCCCCAGUCUACAGUCCAUCUUCUUCCCACCCGGAGGUUUCCCAGUCGAGUGGGUACGUGGGACACUCCAGUGUGAACGCACCAGAGGUCUUAAACACCCUCACAGCCUCGUACCAGAGUGACUCAGGGUCAGAUCACGCGAGCUACUCAUCACCCCAGAACAUCGACUACGUCUCCAGCGGACACAGUCCCUCCUCAGGAUCUGUCAGCUUCUCGGGAUACAGUGGGAGUCAAGGAUCAAAUCAGGACUUGGGGGUAGAGUAUGCUUCCCCAUCAACGGCGUCGUCGUCAUACUCGUCGUCCCCGUUGAGUGGUUACUCGGUGGCAAAAGCAGCCGCCUACUCCAGCAGCGUUAAUCAUCCUAGCAGCCAGCACGGCACUUCUUAUCCCUCGAGUUCAAACGUAAAUUACGCGAGUCACUCACCCUCGACAUCGGCGGGUCACGCCUCCUACCCAGCGCACUCAGGAUCAUUCAUCGGAGGAAAACAACCGGGAUCUUCCUACGCCGGCGAAUCCGCCCAGAGCAGCUUCUCCGAUGGUCACAGGCUCUCUCCAAGCGCCCUGAAGAGCUUCAUGAGCAGCCUUCACAGGGAGUCCCCUGGAAGUUACCACUCGUCUGGCCCCAGUCAUUCGUCCAACUACAUCCACCCAGCCCUCGCCAGCGCCAGCUACUCUAAGUCCCCGGGGCCCUUCUUCAGCGGUGGCUUUCCCAAAGGCGCUGGCAAAAUCAUCAUUAUCAAGGAUGGAUCUGGAACGCACGCUCUGAUGCAUCCUGAGUCCAGUUAUCCCAGUGGCAUGUUCUCGGGGGGAUCUGGGUACAAGGUCAGGAGCGCUGGGCCUUUCUCUUCUGGGCAUCAUUAUGGCAGUCCCAGUAGUAGUUACAGCCACUCACCCGGGUAUUCUGGGACCAGUGGGCAUCCUAAUACAGCAGGCUCUGGUACUUCUUACUUUGGGUAUUCGUAAAGUUUGUAGAAGACGUGUCGCUUGGGGACUGAUGAAGUUAUUCUUCUUUAUUUAUUGUUGUUGAUAUUUGAAUUUAUUAUUAUACUUAUGAUUGAUGGUUUAAUGUUGAGUUGAAUAAAGUGUGAUGAAAAAUAUUACUUUA